Molecule: messenger RNA, 2469 nt
Organism: Peromyscus eremicus (cactus mouse)
Lineage: Eukaryota; Metazoa; Chordata; Mammalia; Rodentia; Cricetidae
Gene: Fstl3
Product: follistatin like 3
Exons: 6
Coding region: 714-1394 (226 amino acids)
Biological process (GO): negative regulation of activin receptor signaling pathway; multicellular organism development; regulation of BMP signaling pathway
Molecular function (GO): activin binding; protein binding
Source: RefSeq, a predicted model, not a curated record
ACGCACGGCACGCACGGCAAGCGCGGGGCUCGCGGAGAAACGCGGGCGCCGCGCCGCGGAGGGCCGGAUCGUGGAGGACGGUGGCCGCACUAGGUCAAACUAGACAGCCGGAAGCCGGGCACCGGGGCCGGGCUGAGGGGCGGGGCCUGCAGAUCAGGCGGUGGAGCCUAGUCUCCUUGGCAACCGGGAGGAGUGGUUGGAGGGGUGUGUUCAGGACUGCGGAGCACCUUGGGGGCGGGGCCUUCCUGGAGGGGGGCGGAGCCGAGAGGCCUUGGCAACCGAACAGGGCCAGAGGCAUGCUUGAAGAACGCGGAAAUUUCGGGACGGCGAGAAGACGGGUCUCCUUGACAACGACUUUCCGAGGUGAAGCCAGGCUUGGAUGCAGGGAGACCAGCGAACGUAGGAGCUGUGUGCGGAGGAGACUCUUCUUGGUAACCUGGGCGGGGCGGGGCCUCGCGGAAGCUUCGGCGAGCGAGGGUCUGCCCGGCUGUCUCCUUGGCAACCUGGGGAUCUCAGGUUGCCCAGGCUAGUCUGAAGUUCCCUCUGUCGCUGAGAAUGACCUUGACCUCCUUGACCUGCCGGCAAGGUGGAGUGGCAGGUGUGCACCAACAUGCCUUCUGCAUGCUGGCCGAGCCCUCUACCCCCGACCAAGCUACUGAUGACUCUAGUCUGACUCACUCUGAACUCACAGCAAUCCUCCUGCUUCAGCUAGAAUGAGAGGCGGUGUCUGCUGGCUCCAGCAGGGCAGAGAGGCCACCUGCAGUCUGGUGUUGAAGACCGACGUCAGCCGAGAGGAGUGCUGUGCCUCCAGCAACAUCCACACAGCCUGGUCCAACUUCACUCACCCGGGCAACAAAAUCAGCCUGCUGGGCUUCCUGGGCCUCGUCCACUGCCUCCCCUGCAAAGAUUCCUGCGACGGAGUGGAGUGCGGCCCCGGCAAGGCGUGCCGCAUGGUGGGGGGCCGUCCACACUGCGAGUGCGCACCCGACUGCCAGGGGCUUCCCGCGGGCUUGCAGGUCUGCGGCUCCGAUGGCGCCACCUACCGGGACGAGUGCGAGCUGCGCGCCGCGCGCUGCCGCGGACACCCUGACCUGCGCGUCAUGUACCGGGGCCGCUGCCAAAAGUCCUGCGCUCACGUGGUGUGCCCGCGCCCCCAGUCGUGCCUUGUGGACCAGACUGGCAGCGCGCACUGCGUGGUGUGUCGCGCUGCGCCCUGUCCGGUGCCUUCCAGCCCCGGCCAGGAACUCUGUGGCAACAACAACGUCACCUAUAUCUCCUCCUGUCACCUGCGCCAGGCCACCUGCUUCCUUGGCCGCUCCAUUGGGGUUCGCCACCCGGGCAUCUGCACAGGUGCCCCCAAAGUACCGCCAGAAGAGGAAGAGAACUUCCUGUGAGCUGCAGCAGCUGGUGUUUGAGGCCGUCCCAAUUUUAUUUAUUGUCGCAGAAAAGAUUCUAAUUUAUGUCACGUGGACGUCCCCCAAACCUGGCCUGGAACCACUUGUGGAUCCCCUAGGAUCCUGAGCACGUAUCACAAAGGACUGAAGGGAGAUGUUAUAAGAGUUGGUAUGUGCCAUCACCAGGUACUGGGAUCGAGUUAGGACCCCAGAGGCCUGCUGCCCAGGGAGGGCAGCUUCAUGGAGACCCUGCCUUGAUAUCUCCGCCUGCUUUCUAGGCUGGAGCUGAGUCUCAGGGCACAGUCAUUGGUAGCUGUGUCCUCCUCAACUGCUGUUCACACGGGGCCUCCCGGCCUCAGAUCGGGGGGCAGUCAGCCCAGAAACACUGGGUUCCUCCCUGUUUACUCCACUUAGAGUGGGACCCGGUGGGAACCUGGCUGACUGCGUAGUCUGUGGACACCAGAACUCACUGUGGCCAGAGUCACCCGAGUGCCUACUGUCCUGUCCUGGGGACACCAGAAUCAGCUUUUACCCAGGUCCCAGCCAGCCGCAUUCAUCACCAAGCCCCGCAACAGGUGGUGACAUCAGCCAGGUGCUGUUUGGGGCAUGACCCUUCACUCUGACAGCUGCCACUCAAAAUUACCCACAUGUGCCUUGAAGGAGACCAAAAAGAAUGGGGAGCUGGUGCUCAGUGGUUAGAGUGCUUUCCCAGCAUGCACAAAGCCCUGGGCUUCAUCUCCAGCACCACAUGAACAAACAUGUCAGCACACACCUGCCAUCCCAGCACACAGGAGGGUCAGGAGUUCAAGGCCAGCCUGGGUUACCUGAGACCUUAUCUCUAAAAAACCUUAAAAAGAAAGACAAAAUGUCAGCUCACAAACAGAGGCCCGUAGGAGGGUGCACAGCCCCCCAUUUGGGGGCAAAGAGUCCCAGGUCUUCUCUAUCCCCCAGUCCUUGGCUGUGCCUUUCUUCAGUGUCCCCAAAAGUGUCCUUAGCCGGCAGCCUGGGCAGCCUCUUCCACCCUGGGGUUCUGCCUCACCAAAGAAAUAAAGACGACGGUAAAAACCACCAUGGU